AUGGGGCUGCACAAGGAGAGAAAAUUCGUCGCUUCUUUGAGGCCUUCAGAUGCUGCUGGGAUCCAACAGCAAGCGCACCGCCAACAGGUAUACACAGUGCUGCAGCAGCAGCAGCAGCAGCAGCAGCAACACGUGCAGGUGCAGCAGCAGCAGCAGCAGAUGCAGCAGCAGCAGGUGCAGCAGCUGCAGCUGCAGCUGCAGCAGCAGACGCGGGGCACAGUAGGAGUAGUAGUAGGAUUUGUACAGAGCUGCAUUCGAGAGGGUGUGGGGUUAGAGGGCGAGGGUUUGGGGGGCGAGCUGAUAGAGGGAGAAGGCGACGACGACGACGGCUCUGCUGUCUCCUCCAGCAGCGCAGCAUCCAACAGCCGCAGCGCUGCAUCUUCUUCUGUCCCUCUCCGCAGCAAGCGCCCAGCAGCAGCAUACGGGUUAUAUGGUGCUGCUGCUGCUGCUGCUGCUGCUGCGCCUCCUGCUGCUGCUGCAGCGGCGACAGAACUGCAGCAACACCCGUUACACCUGCAGCAGCAGCAGCAGCAGCAACUGCUGCAAACAGCUACCGGUCCUGCACCCUUCGAUGCAUCUGCUGCACCAAGGAGAGCCCUUAUGCGGCUUCCUCCGAGGCCUCCUGCUGCUGCUGCAGCAGCAGCAGCAAAUGCAGCAGCAGAAGCACCUCCAGCAGCAGCAGCAGCAGCAGCAGCAGCAGCAGGAGUCAGAGGAACCAGCAGCAGCAAGAAGCAACCCUAUAUACCGAGCUACCUUGGGUAUAUCCCUGAGGGCAUUGAGCUGCCGCCGUCUCUCACUAAGAGAGGAUCGCAGCAGCAGCAAGAGCUGCAGCAGCAGCAGCAGAUGCUGCUGAUGCAGCAACCACAGACAAAGAGGCAGCGUAGGGCAGCAGCACGAGACGGAGACAUUUCUGCUGCUGCUUCUGCUGCUGCUGCUGCUCCUCACCAGCCGUAUGCUGCUGCUGCUCCCCCUGUAGGCCACCCUAUGCAAGCCAUGCCGCUGCAUGCGCCUGUUGGGGGUUAUCAAGGGAGCGAUGCUGCUGCUGCUUUUGAUGGGUAUCAAGGGAGCGAUGCUGCUGCUGCUUUUGAUGGAUCUUUGCUGCAGCAGCAGCAGCUGCAGCAGCAGCAGCAGCUGCAGCAGCUGCAGCAGCAGCCGUUUGCUGCUGCUGCUCCACUUGAUGGCGUCUCUCAGAGAUCUCUGCGCCGCGACAAAAAAGGGAAAUCAUCGAAGCCAAAAAAGAAGACAAGAGAGAGCUCGCUGCACCCGCAAGAGCAGCAGCAGCAGCACCUGCUGCAGCAGCAGCAACAGCAGCAGCAACUGCAGCAGCAGCAGCUGAUGCACCAUCAUACAGCGCCGCAGCAGAUGGGAGAGGGAACCACCCAGAGGCCCCCCGGGAUGAAGCCGCUUCGAAUUCGUCUUUCUUUUGGCAUGCAGCAGCAGCAGCAGCAGCAGCAGCAGCAGCAGCUGCAGCAGCAGCAACUGCAGCAGCAGCAUGCAGCACAGAACCACGAUCAGGUGCACCUCCAGCAUACGCAGCCUUUCUAUGGCACGAGUAGGCCGUAUGACCUGCAGCAGCAGCAGCAGCAGCAGCCACUGCAGCAGCAGCAGCUGCUGCAGCAGCAGCACCCCGUCUACGGACAGCCAAUGCACCCGCCAUCGUUCGACAUGCAGCAGCAGCAGCAGCAGCUGCUGCCGCAGCAGCAGCAGCAGCAGCAGCCAGCUGCUCCUGCUGCGCCCCCGAAAUUUCGCAUCCGGCUUCCAAUGCAGCCCCCCCAGUAG
Eimeria mitis is the source of this 1779-nucleotide messenger RNA. RefSeq lists its product as uncharacterized. The record is from RefSeq and is a predicted model, not a curated record. Lineage: Eukaryota; Apicomplexa; Conoidasida; Eucoccidiorida; Eimeriidae. The transcript is spliced from 3 exons. The coding region runs from base 1 to 1779 and encodes 592 amino acids.